AUGGUUCGCUUCAGCAACAACGUCAUCGGACUCCUCAACUUCCUCACCUUCCUCCUCUCCAUCCCGAUCCUGGUGGCCGGAGUGUGGCUGAGCAAGCAGGGCAGCUCCGAAUGCGAGCGGUGGCUGGAGAAGCCCGUGAUCGCGCUCGGCGUUUUCCUCAUGAUCGUCUCACUCGCCGGCCUCAUCGGCGCGUGCUGCCGCGUGUCGUGGCUCCUCUGGGUCUACCUCCUCGUCAUGUUCUUGCUCAUCGUUGUUCUCUUCGCAUUCACCAUCUUUGCCUUCGUUGUCACCAACAAGGGCGCUGGUGAGGUCGUGUCUAACAGAGGCUAUAAGGAGUAUAGGCUCGGGGAUUACUCUAAUUGGUUGCAGAAGAGGGUGAACAACGCUAAGACGUGGAACAAGAUCAAGAGUUGCUUGCAGUCUGGGAAAGUCUGCUCUGAAUUCCAAUCCAAGUUUCUAAACGACACCGUUACUGAGUUCUACGCUGAGAACCUCUCCGCGCUUCAGUCUGGGUGUUGUAAGCCUGCAGAUGAGUGCAAUUUUACCUAUCAGAAUCCAACGACCUGGACAAAAACCGCAAAUGCUACUCUGAACAAUCCGGACUGUGAUGCUUGGAAUAACGACCCCAAUGUUCUGUGCUUUGCCUGCCAAUCAUGCAAGGCUGGCUUACUGCAAAACAUCAAGACUGAUUGGAAGAAGGUGGCUAUUGUUAACAUCAUAGUCCUGGUCUUCCUCAUUAUUGUCUACUCCAUAGGCUGUUGUGCUUUCAGGAAUAACAGGAAGGAGAAUUGGAAGGGAUAUUAG
Messenger RNA from Sphenostylis stenocarpa, 804 nucleotides. Lineage: Eukaryota; Viridiplantae; Streptophyta; Magnoliopsida; Fabales; Fabaceae. The record is from the annotation of a GenBank genome assembly.